Molecule: messenger RNA, 607 nt
Organism: Lymnaea stagnalis (great pond snail)
Lineage: Eukaryota; Metazoa; Mollusca; Gastropoda; Lymnaeidae
Source: the annotation of a GenBank genome assembly
AUGCUGGCCUGGCAGCUGGCUGCCGUGGCUUCCAUUAUUCUGUGGACGUCGACCAUGUCCCUGAUCUUAUUUGGAUGUCUGAAGUUGGCAGGAAUCUUUAGAGUCAGCGAGGAAAUCGAAAAGAAAGGUUAGAGCUUAAAUUUAAGCAAAGAAACACUUUUUUUUUUUAAAAAUCUCAAAAUCACAUUAAAAAAAAUUACUGUACAGCAUCACAUGAACCCGUUAGGAGGAGUGUACAAACUACAUAAAGUUAACCAAUUAUAUUAUAAUUUUUAUCUACCAGAUUCACCUUUGUCCACUCCUCAGUUUAAAAAUAAUUUCUUUCAUAAAACUAAAUAUUACAUUUUUUUAUUGUUUUUUUGGAGAAGUAAAUUAUAUCCAUGAAUUUAAACUGUCUUUUGGUUGCAUUACCUCCUGUCAGAGAUACAACCACACGACCUUUGUACAUUACGUUAUUUUGCUAAACGUAUCACACCUUUUCAAUUCAGGCCUUGACAUUGCACGUCACAGCCAGCCCGCCUAUCCACUUGAGGCUUACGGUCACGGCCAUGUCGAGGACAUCAAGGCCAUUGGACUGGACGGCAAGCUGUCAUCAAUCGAGCUUGGU